UGAGUCUCCGGAAGUGGCGUACCCAGGCGAGACUAACAGCAACACUAGAAAAUAACGUGAACUGGAACGUGAGUGUUAUGAACAGACAACGUAACAUAAAGGCAGGGACGCUUGUGCCUGUCACUGCCCCGUCCCUGGAAGAGUGUGUAAUUUUAACCAAGAAGGAGGACCACAGAACGUUUGUCACAGACCCUGUGCUUCUAACAGAAGACUAACGCUAAGUGCAGGUGCUGGUCCUGGGGGGGCCGGCCGGAUCGCGCACGCCGUCCCAUGGGAAUACAGUGGUCCCACAGAGACUGCAGCCUCCUGUCCCUCCCGGAGACCGAGGGUAGGAGGCGGCGGGGGAGCGACCCGGGAGACGACGACUCCCUGGACGGCCGGCAAGAGGACAUCGCGCGGUUCCCGUACGUGGAGUUCACUGGCAGGGACAGCAUUACCUGCCCCACCUGUCAGGGCACCGGCAGAAUCCCUUUGGGUCAGGUGAACGAGCUGGUGGCACUGAUUCCCUACAGUGAUCAGAGGCUGCAGCCCCAGAGAACGAAGCUGUAUGUGGUCUUGUCCGUGGUGCUGUGCCUCCUGGCCUCUUCGCUGGUCACCUUCUUUGUGUUCCCGCGCUCCGUGUUGAUAGAGGACGAUGGGAUACGCACGGUGACCGUGCGCUUCGACCGAAACAACAGCAAAGUCCUCAUCAACAUGACCAGCACCUUGAACAUCAGCAACUCCAACUUCUUCACAGCGCUGGUGGACAGUGUGAGCUGCCAGGUGCUGUACAUGAAGACGGUCAUCGGCACACAGCAGCUGGAUAACGUCAUCACCAUCCAGCCCCUCAGCCAGAGACAGAUGAACUUCACCGUGAGCAUGGAGAUCAGCGGGAGCCUGUCCUAUGUUUACGCAUUCUGCACCAUGGCCAGCAUCAAAGUGCACAACAUCGUGGUCUUCAUGCAGACCUCAGUAAAGACUUCGUACAUGGUGCGCAUGGGGCAGAACACCCUGGAGGCGUACCGCUACAUCGACUGUGGGGCCAACUACACUGUCCACGGGGCCGCUGGGCCCUGGCUGCACUGACCCCCGACCCCUGAGCCUCCAAAGCAUUCUGGGAGCCGGGGACCGCUCUGUGUGACGGACAGGGAAGCAGAGGGGGCGGAAGCACUCCCAUUCCAGCCUCUCUUUCGCUUGUUUUACAGGCUGGAAACCAAGGGCUGGGCCUGCUGCACUUAGAAACCCACGCAGCAGCAAAUCUUUUCUCUUUUUUUUGCAUUGUAAUAGGGGGCUAAAUUUGACCACCUCCCAGACUGCAAAAAACCCUCUUCUCUCAGGCCUGCUCCUCCUCUCUCUCGUGCUCUGCUCCGGAUCUGACCCUAGGCUAAGUGCUUAUUGCUGACUGGUAGAUGUAGCUGCUCUGUGUGUUUUAGCCUUCAAGCUUCUAACAGCUUUUUUUUUGGGAGAAGAUUUGGUUCUCUGUGUGGAGGGUAAUGAUCAUGAGAGGGAUUUGCACAUCUUAGAAAGGGUACUGUUUUUUCUUUGGGAAAAUGAGUUGUGUGGCAUUAUUUUGUAUAAAAUAGGGCAAUGGUUAUUUUUGGAUUAGAACUUUUUUUUUUUUUUUUUUUUUUUAGAUUAGAGCGGAACACGGGUGCACAUUAGUCUAUGUGGGGAAUUCUAAUUAGUUUAAUUAAGUGACUAUUUUCUGUCAGUUUCCAGCAAAUUAACAGACUAAUAUAUAUUUCUAAUAUGAGGGGCAGGUGAAGAUGUUGUUUCAGGCAAACGAUCAUGUGCUUCUAUUUAUUGUGAUGGAAAAGUUCUCGUAUGCUUCCUACAUCACCCUAAUGACCACACCCACAGAGAGGCCGUCUCAUUUAGGCUUCCUUUGAGGGAUUGGACAUCAGUAAUGGUCAUGCCUCAGUUUCUGUUCAAUCAAACCGCAAUGCUCUUUGUCCAUAACAAAUCGAAUAUAUUCAAAUUUGUCUUGCCUUCUACAGAGCAUUUUGAGUUCAGCUUUCACUCAUACUGAUGAGAAAGUUGGAUAAUGAAAACUGCUGCACAAGGACACAUUUACACCUUUCUGAAAAGAACAAAGUGCAUUGUGGGUAAAUUGAACUGAAAGAUGAUUAACAAAUAUGUGGUUUAGGAGCUGUGUUGGAAAAAGCCUGUGUGUUAAAAUAUGGACUAUAAAAUAUAAGGCAUGCAUUUUAAAUGACCACAGAAGUAUGUAAAUGAACUUCCAUAUGUAAUUUGUAUGUGCUGUACAAUAGUUUACAGUGUACCAAGUACUUUAAGUAUGGGACUGUAUGCAAACAGUUACGUAUAGGCAGUAAUUAAUAUGUUCAGGUAAUUAGCAUUUUCACAUAAAUCACAAAACGGGAACCUUACAUUUUAAUUUCAUUUUUUAAUAUUAAUAAAUGUUGCUAAUUUUGUGAAGGAGCACCCAUUUCAGGUCAGCAAUUAAGACCGUUCUAAUGGGGGGGAGAAGGGAAGAGAAAUUCGACAGCAGUCGGCAGGACUACCAUAUCCGGUGUAAACGUUAAAGGGAACAAAACUGAAGUCCAGAUUUCAAACACUGGUACAGAGGCUUUUCUCAUGGGGAGCGUUUUGAAUGCGAUCACUCCUACCCUGAGCCUGUUUUCAGACUGGGGUAAUCUUGUGCCAUAUUUGUAAAUUCUUCUCUCUCCUUUUAGAACUGCUUAAGCAAGUGGCAGUAAGGAAUACAUUUGCUGCGGUUCACACGUCCUCUGUGUUGUGAAUGGGUUGGGGGGAAACCUGAACUUGGAUUGCAAUCUAGUUAUCAAAGUGUAAGGUGGAAUUUUGCACUGCAGUGUCUCUACAGCCUUAACCCGUGAUUGUAGCCAAGCCCCCUUUCAGCAGAUCGAUGGUGAUUGGCUGUGACCCAUCUCUUGCCCCGCCCACUCUGCACCUCCAAUCAGACCAGGCCCCUCGGGUCGUUUGCACAGCUAAGUAACAUCGCGCAAAUGGAGGAGCGGAGGAGGCAAAGACUCGGUCCACUUUGGGGAAGGUCCGAAAAACUGGCUACGCACCUGCACGGCGUGGGCAGCAGGGGGCGACAAGCUAAGGCUGCUAGUCUGAAGACAGCAGAGACAGGCUGGAAACCCUUGUGUCACUGGCAUGCCUCCGUCACCAUUAACUGCUACACUGAAACUGUGAAUUCCCUAACUGCACACUUUCCUAACCCAGCCAAUAAUGGCGAUGGGGGCGUGGCCCUGAAGCAGAAGUCUGCGAUUGAGCUUGAACCGCAUACUAAAACUUGCACCCACCAAAUGUAUUGUUUUAAGACCAGCUGAAGUGUAAUUGGUGAACGUUUUUAUUGUCUUUAAUUCUGUGCAUGAUUUGGACUGAUUUGUUUAUUUGAAAGUGAGGUCACUUAGCGUUUCAGCUUUCGGACUGUUCUCUACCAGAGCUGGCCAGCUCGGUCUGAAUCCACUCAGCAAUAUCUAACAAGGCCGUAUCCAAAAGGUCAUUUCAUUCAGCAGAAUGAGGUUCCUGCAACUCCAUAGUCUGUAAUCAGCUCAGCCUGAAAUGAACAAAGCGAACCGUCUUGUUCACUAGUAUUAAUUGAUUUGGCGUUAUCUGUUAGCUUGGAUAGGCCGUUAGACCAUUGGCUGAGGGGCUCUACUGCGCUGCCCUGACUCUCGUGUUAUUAGACCUGAAGUUAAAUGCAUUGUUCUCGACUGACAUUUUUGUUUGCUUGCACAGGAUUGGAUGUGGGAGUAGGUUGCUGUAUUUAAUGCGAAAACGUUUAAAAAAAAAACAAAAAAAA
Molecule: messenger RNA, 3769 nt
Organism: Anguilla anguilla (European eel)
Lineage: Eukaryota; Metazoa; Chordata; Actinopteri; Anguilliformes; Anguillidae
Gene: tmem106c
Product: transmembrane protein 106C
Exons: 8
Coding region: 271-1065 (264 amino acids)
Source: RefSeq, a predicted model, not a curated record